CCCGGGGCACGCACACACACACAUACACAGACACACUCUCACAUCCCCCGCCCCGCCGAGUCACCGGCUCCGCCCCCCCCGCGGCGGCCUUAGCAGCGGCGGCGGCGGGGCCGGGCCGGCAGAGCGGCGGCAGCGGCGAGAUGACGACGGCGACGGGCACGGAGCGGGUGCGCGAUGGCAGCUGCCACUUCCAGCGCUCCCGGCUCAUCUGGAUGAUCGCCAUCACCUUCGGCAUGAUCGUCCUGGGCUGGGUAACGCUUUUCCCUUCAACUAUACCUUAUAAUUAUUUGGGAAUAUUUGGUACCUUCCUUAAUUAUUUAGUGAAAAACCACCACAAAUGGGUAUGCUAUGGGUUCUGGGUAUCCUGGUUGAUUCACGUGGUAGAAGCCUUCUACAGUGUUAAGUUAUGCCAAUCUAAAGGAAUCACUGACCCGGCUGUUCAGUUCCACUGGUUCAUUCAGACACUUUUAUUUGGAUAUGCUUCCUUUGGUCUUCUGGUGUCUUACAAACCAUCAGCCAGGAAGCAGUACUAGAAGACAGCGAAAGAAGCAAAGCCACUUCUCACAUUCUUCAUCCUCAUUUUUCAGAAAAUACCCUCACUUACAUAUCUAGGUGCUAUAAUUAGCUAAAUUACAUUCCAGCUGUGUGAUGCAGCGCCCUUCUACCCAAGUAACUCUCCUCUUUCUAAACAAAAGAAUUGUAAUUCACAGGGCCCUGUGAAUAGUGCAAUAGAAAUUCAGCUCUUCAGUCUUGGCACUGCCAGAGUUUAAUCCCAUUUCUUAUGCAAGAAGCCAGUUUUUGACAUAGACUCCAUACUCUGAUUGUCAUUGAAAAGCUGGUGGUAGUGGUUGAUAGGUUACAUUUUCAUGGGAAGGAAUUUUCUUCAACAGGGAGAGUUACAGCCACAAGGCAACUUGCACCUGUUUUGUGAUGGAAUUUAACUUUUAACAUUUUACUGGCUGCUUGUUGUUAGAGCCUGGUCUUUGUACUUUGUUUUGUCAGCUUACUUUCUUCCACAAAGGACAGACCACUUUAUUGCUGCAGGCACAUUAAAAAGACCAAGUCUCAGGUCAGGUUGAGGUGCACUGAUGAGCUUAGAUAUGUAAAGCACUUUAACUUGGUUUAAUACGUGUGCCUUAAAUUUCAUGCAGCAUGACCUCAUCUUUUGAAUGAAGAUUUUAAUCUUUGAGUUAGUAUAGCAUAAAGUAGUAACCCUGUAGCUUUGAGGGCAGCUUUUUCAAGAAGUAAUUUAUUAUCCAAGAAAAAAAUAUCAAUUAGCAUUCCAAAACCUAGCUGAAAACGUUAUAUUUGUGAAUGAAAUUAGGAAUAGUGAUUAAAUGUACACCACUGGUCCCCAGAUGCUGAUAUCCUGAAUCUAUGUUUGAGAGACCAUCUUAAGCACCCGUCAGAGUACUGCCUGUAUGUGUAGUGAGCCUUUUAUCAUACUGUCUUUUACUUUUGCAUAUUUGAACAAGAAUUUAGCCUGUCUUGUUUUAGCACUGUUAAAAAAAAUAACUAUUUAAAAUACUAGCUGUAGUGUGGGGGCAGGUUUUACCACACCACCUUUGGUGCUACUGUUCUGGAAGAAACGAAGAACUCCACAAGGCAGUAACAAAUAAACUUCUGCCUCCUGCAGUACCUACAGACUGUAACACUUCUGAUGGAGAAGUCUUAUCCAGACACAGGUAGAUAAAGUUUUUGCUUUUCAGUUGGUACUAAAACCAUGGAGAACUGAAGGGUUUGAAAUGAUGGUUUUAUUCUUUUUUUUUAAAUGACAAACUGAUAACAUUUUGUGGAGAAGUAGAAACUCAUGUUUAGUGGCUAGAAAUCCAACAGAAGUGUCAAGAGCCUGAGCUGUGUUUUACUGUGUAACCUUUUAUCUUAGUCUGUGACCCUGGAAUAAAGAAUUAAAAUCAGUGAA
Molecule: messenger RNA, 1921 nt
Organism: Calidris pugnax (ruff)
Lineage: Eukaryota; Metazoa; Chordata; Aves; Charadriiformes; Scolopacidae
Gene: TMEM254
Product: transmembrane protein 254
Exons: 4
Coding region: 141-533 (130 amino acids)
Source: RefSeq, a predicted model, not a curated record